AGUAGCCUCGGCAACGGCUGAGACGACAGAGCUCUGGCAGCGUUCGACGUUUCCGUUUCUCUAUGGGUUCCGCAGAACUGCUGGCACGGUGUUUCGUAGUUGACGUACUCGCCGUUCCCCAUGGCUUCUCAAGGCAAGAGGCACACGCUGUGUGGUUUUACCGAGGGACUGGACUGGAGACCGCUGCACUUCGUCGACCUUAUUCCUUCGCACAGAAUAUGCAACGCGUGUGGUGUGCUGCCCAGAGUGACCGUUUUUCUGCCCUGUCGACACGCGCUGUGCAAAAGCUGCUACGAGCAGUGCGCACUCGACGACGGACACGCCUGUCCGCUCGACGGUGACCAGUUUCUCGAAGACGACGCUGACUGGAGAGAAUUUCCUUUGCAGAACCUGCUCCGGCGGAAGGUGAAAUGCUGGAAUGAGGAACAUGGCUGCGACAUGGUUUUCGCUGCGUCUGAGCUGAAUAAGCAUUUCUGCAAUGACUGUGACUACCACGUUAUGCCGUGCCCUAAAUGUUCAAAGCUAGUGCUCCGUAGUAAUGUGUCAGUGCAUUUACAAAGCAAAUGUCGAGACUAUGCGGUGUGUCUGGCUUCCGAGGCUCUAGAAAAGUCCGGCAGUGACGAAAAAUCAGUCUUCACGGUUCUGAAUGCAAGCUUAGACAAGCGAGUGGUCGAAAUAAAAGACAAGCUAGACCAUAUUAUUAGUGAUAUUGCCCAGAAUGACCGCCUAAAUGAAAUUUCACAUUGCAUAAACAACGUCAAAGAAAUACUGCUACAACAGUCAAACGGAAGUAGUACAUUGAAUCACCGUGCUUCCCAAUCUGCAGUUACUGAGAAAGUAGGGCCGAUGGAAAUGAAUAAAGAAAAAGAACUGGCCUUUACCACAAUCAGCAUUAAGCGGUAUGCGUUUCUUGCUAAGGGAUUCAAAGCAAUGAAAGACAGUGCCCAUUUAGAAGGGUUUCAUAUUUACUUCAGUGAAAAAAUCUACAUCUCAGGCUAUCACUUAUCACCAGGAGUGCGCUUUACAAAAGAUGGAGAUGAUGUGUCACUGCACGCUAGUAUUCAGCUGCACAAGGGUGUGAUCGACGAAUUUCUUCAGUGGCCUUUCAGUAGCAGCAUUAGGAUGACCGUCACACAUCCAUCCCAAAGCAAACAGUGCCAGAUGGUGUGGCAUAAUGCCAGUGAACUUGAGUUCUUUCGAAGACCCGAAGAUUCAAGCAACGAAAGCGUUUAUAGCGCAUACGGUUUAUUUAGCCUAAAUGACCUUGAAUGUGAAGGGUACGUCGAGGACGACAAUCUUCAUAUACUGUGGGAGCUUUUCUGAAUAAAAGAGUGGGGAAUUCGGCGUGUUCUAUUAAGUA
This is a messenger RNA of Dermacentor andersoni, 1360 nucleotides long. RefSeq lists its product as uncharacterized. Gene Ontology annotation, biological process: regulation of canonical NF-kappaB signal transduction. NCBI's taxonomy places the organism in Eukaryota, Metazoa, Arthropoda, Arachnida, Ixodida, Ixodidae. The record is from RefSeq and is a predicted model, not a curated record. Gene Ontology annotation, molecular function: tumor necrosis factor receptor binding. Gene Ontology annotation, cellular component: cytoplasmic side of plasma membrane; plasma membrane signaling receptor complex.